AUGAGGAUUUGGCUCCUCCUAUGGCUGGUCUUAAUACUCGCGCAAACCAACCCCUUCAGCAUAGGCAGGAUCUUGGUUUCGGGGCAGUGUCUCGCCAGCGAUCAGAAAUCGCUGCUGCUGGAAUUGAAGAUUAGCCUCAACUUCACUGCUUCUUUGUCCUCGAAAUUGGUCAGAUGGAAUCAGAGCAAUGAUUCUUGGGACGGCGUGAAGUGCGAAGGGGGCCAAGUGACGGGGCUUGAUCUGAGCAACGAGAGUAUUGCUGGCGGAGUUAACGAUUCAUCAAGUCUUUUCAGACUCAAGUAUCUUCGGAGGCUGAAUUUGGCCUUCAACCGCUUCCAGUCUCUGGAGAUCCCACCUGGGUUCAGUAAUCUCACCAAUUUGGUGCACCUGAAUCUUUCAAAUGCGGGCUUCACAGGACAGGUUCCCAUUGGAAUAUCACAUUUGACAAGGUUGGUUACUCUUGACGUAUCCAUGCUUUAUUUUCCUGGGCUCACUUCACUGAAACUCAAGAAUCCAAAUCUAAAGAUGCUUGUUGGGAAUCUUAUCGAGCUGAGAGAGUUGUACCUUGAUGGAGUGAACGUGUCAGCCACGGGCAAUGAAUUGUGCAAUGCGUUGUCUUCUUCGCUGCUGAAGCUUCAAGUGUUGAGCAUGACGAAUUGUUAUUUAUCAGGUCCCAUUGAUUCUUGCUCUUCCCUUGUGAAACUUCGUUCUCUGUCAGUGAUUAAACUGGGCAACAAUAAUCUGUCUACCACUGUACCGGAGUUCUUUUCCAACUUCUCCAAUUUAACUACUCUGCAUCUCAGUAAUUGUGGCCUGCAGGGAGAAUUUCCUCAAGAAAUCUUCAAGGUACAAAAACUUCAGACCAUUGACCUAUCAUUCAACGAACUCCUUCAGGGUUCUUCGCCCAGAUUUCCAGAGAAUGGUUCUCUUCAGAAACUGGUUCUUAGUUUCACGAAUAUUUCCGGGAGGCUCCCAGAAUCAUUUGGUAAUCUGAGAAAUUUGUCACGAAUAGAAUUGGUGAAUUGCAGCUUUGAUGGAAAUAUCCCAAGCUCUUUCGCCAAUCUUUCGCAACUGGCUUAUCUGGACUUCUCAUUCAACAAUUUUACUGGUUCAAUUCCAUCCCUCAGCAAGUCCAAGAAUAUGACACAAAUCAAUUUGUCCCGCAAUAAUCUGACUGGUCCGAUUAAUUCAACCCAAUGGGAAUAUCUCUCGAGUCUUCUUAUUCUCGAUCUGCGAUUCAAUUUACUGAAAGGAAAUAUUCCUUCAUCUCUGUUCACACUUCCAUUGAUUCAGAAGCUUAAACUUUCCAACAACCAAUUUUCUGGUCAAGUGAAGGAAUUUUCUAAUGCUACACCGCACAAACUGGUUACGCUUGAUUUGAGCAACAACAAUAUAGGAGGAGAACUACCAAAGUCUGUAUGGGAAUUCCGAGAGCUCAAGUACCUCUCGCUUUCUUCCAAUAAUUUCAGUGGCUCAUUCGACAUUAAUUUGGCAUCUUCAUUCCCUAACCUUACAACUUUAAAGUUGGCUUCUUGCCAUUUGACGAUUUUACCAGAGUUCCUUGCUGAGCAACACAGAUUGUUAUAUCUAGACCUCUCUCGCAAUUGGAUUCAGGGCAAGAUACCGCAAUGGAUAUGGGGGCUUCAAAAUCUUCUGUAUCUCAAUAUUUCGUCUAAUUUGCUCAAAGAAAUUGAAACACCGUCGCUUGAUCUCACUUCUGCUUCUCUGUAUGUUCUUGACCUCCAUAAUAACAGCCUCCGUGGACAAACAUUACCACUGCCGCCAUUUGCCACUCACUUGGACUUCUCGAGUAACAACUUCACUUCAGUCAUUCCACCUGCUAUUGGUACGAAUCUUUCUGUGGCAAUAUUCUUCUCGCUGUCCAAUAACAAUUUCCAGGGGUCUAUCCCAGAAUCAAUUUGCUAUGCUGAAUAUCUCAAGGUGCUCGACCUAUCUCAUAAUAAUUUGACGGGAAAUAUUCCUGACUGCUUAGUGAUGGAGUCUCUCAAGGUAUUAAAUCUGCGAGACAAUGCCUUGAACGGUGGCAUUAUCAAUUUCCCCGAAACAUGUGGUUUGAAGACUUUGGAUCUCAGCUCUAAUCUAUUACGAGGGCAGUUCCCAGAGUCAUUGGCAAAUUGCACAACUCUGGAGGUUUUAGACGUCGGAAACAACCAGAUUGAUGACGUGUAUCCAUGUCAAUUGAAGAGCAUUGCAAGUCUACGUGUACUCGUGUUACGAUCCAACAAGUUCCAUGGAGGGGUUGGAUGUCCGGAGACUAGUGGCACUUCGAAGAUGCUUCAAAUUGUAGACAUAUCUUCCAACAAUUUCAAUGGCACUCUGCCUUCUAAAUACCUCACAACUUGGGAGGCUAUGAAGGCUCAUGUAGACAUGAAUCGUAUCCAGUAUCCAUUCCUUUCCGGACUCUAUCAUCAGGACACGAUAAGCGUCACCAUCAAGGGUCUGCAAUUGGAGCUGGUGAAGAUCUUGACUCUUUUCACCUCAAUCGACUUCUCAUGCAAUGAUUUCGAGGGUCCAAUACCUGACAUUCUUGGGGAUCUGAAAGCGCUUUAUUUCCUCAACUUAUCAAAGAAUGGAUUCUCAGGGCCAAUUCCUUCAUCCCUAGGACACUUGCAACAGUUUGAGUCCUUGGACCUUUCAUGGAACGACCUCAAUGGGACGAUUCCCCAACAGCUUUCAGAUCUUACUUUUCUUGCCUUCCUGAACCUCUCAUACAAUAAGCUUGAAGGUAGCAUUCCAGCAGCCAAACAAUUUUCCACCUUUUCAAAAGAUGCCUUCGAAGGCAACGCCAGAUUGUGUGGACCACCGCUACCCACAGAAUGCUCAGAUCCCAAUAGCAAGGGAACAAAUCGCUCAGAUUCCUUUGAAGGCAAUGCCGGCGACAGUGAUGAUAGCGAGAAGUGGUUUUACAUGGGCAUAUCGCUUGGAUUCGUGGUUGGCUUCUGGAUAUUUUGUGGUUCGUUAGCGUCAAUCAAAUCUUGGAGAUUUGCUUAUUAUCGAUUAUGGGAUAAAGUAUUGCUCAGACACUUACGUCCAUGAAGAUUUCAGCUAAGGUUCAGUUAUUAAACUCAAGAAAAAGUAUUUUCCUUUGUUUGUUCUCUUCAUAAUUCUCCAUCACCUUUAAAAAGACGUUUUGUUUAUUGAUCUGCAUAUAGAGUAUUUACACUUUUGUU
Eucalyptus grandis is the source of this 3191-nucleotide messenger RNA. RefSeq names its product receptor-like protein 7. Lineage: Eukaryota; Viridiplantae; Streptophyta; Magnoliopsida; Myrtales; Myrtaceae. The coding region runs from base 1 to 3057 and encodes 1018 amino acids. The record is from RefSeq and is a predicted model, not a curated record. The transcript is spliced from 2 exons. Gene Ontology annotation, molecular function: protein binding.